Molecule: messenger RNA, 597 nt
Organism: Pistacia vera
Lineage: Eukaryota; Viridiplantae; Streptophyta; Magnoliopsida; Sapindales; Anacardiaceae
Product: ankyrin repeat-containing protein BDA1-like
Exons: 1
Coding region: 1-597 (198 amino acids)
Molecular function (GO): protein binding
Source: RefSeq, a predicted model, not a curated record
AUGGAUGAAAGAUUGUUUGAGGCAGCUCGAACUGGCGACGUUAGUUUAUUGCACCAAUUACUUCUUGAAAAUCCUUUGAUUCUUGCUGAUUGUCAGCUCUUGUCUCCCCACGAGAACCCGUUACACAUUGCUACCAAGGCUGGACAGUUGGCUUUUGUGCAACAAAUACUUGAACAGAGACCAGAUUUCGUAAGACAAUUAAACCAAGAUGGGUUUCGGCCACUGGACAUUGCUUCCGCAAUUGGGUACGUAGAAAUAGUGAAAGAGAUCACAACUCGUCAUCGUGAUGUUUGCCGUCUCAAGGGAAGAGAAGGAAGAACAUGUCUUCAUUAUGCUGCUAUAAAUGAAAGGGUUGAGAUUAUUGAUGAAUUACUUACCACUUGUGGUGAGUGUGCUAAAGAUUUGACAUCUCUCGGUGAAACUGCUCUUCAUCUAGCUUUGAAGUACUAUAAGCUUGAAGCCUUUAAACACUUGGUCAAAUGGCUGGAACGGCUUGGUUUGGAAGAACUUGUGAAUUCGGUCAAUAAAGAUGGGAACACAAUCUUGCACCUCGCCGUAUCUAGAAAACAACUUGAGGCAAGUCCAGCUCCACCUUAA